AUGAAUGGACGGGCACCUAAAGCAAUCAUAAUAGACCAAGAUCGGGCAAUGAAGAAUGCUAUUGCCAUUGUUUUCCCGAACAGCCGCCAUAGAUAUUGUAUGUGGCAUAUCAUGCGAAAACUGCCCGAGAAAUUGGGAUCACAUGCGGCAUACGAUACAGGAUUGAAGACUGCUAUUCAGAGUGUACUCUAUGAUACACAGAGUGCCGAAGAAUUUGAGGAGAAGUGGGGGCAAUUACUUCAUAAGUAUAACCUUACUGAUAAUGUAUGGUUGCAGGGUUUGUAUAACGAGAGGUCAUUUUGGGUACCAGUUUACUUGAAGGAUGUAUUCUGGGCUGGUAUGAGCACUACACAACGGUCUAAGAGCAUGAACGCAUUUUUUUACGGGUAUGUGCAUUCCGGCACGACACUAAAGGAAUUUGUCGAUCAGUUUGAUAAUGCUUUAAGGAAGAAAGUAGAAGUGGAGACGACUGCUGAUUUCCAUUAUUGCAACCAAACGAUACCAUGUGCAUCCGCAUUUAAGAUUGAGAAGCAGUUUCAAUCAUUGUACACGAAUGCAAAAUUUAAAGAGGUUCAACGAGAGGUUUGGGGGAUGAUUAUGUGUAACCCUACACUCGUCAGUACACAAGGUUGCAUUUCCACAUUUGAUGUUUUUGAAGAAAUUUCCACAUCUGAUGAACAUGUAAAAAUUGUCAAGUUUUCAGUUUAUUAUAAUGAAGAGGAGUGCGAAGUUAAAUGCACAUGUGCCCUAUUUGAGAUGAGGGGGAUUGUCUGUAGGUAUGCAUUUAGAGUUUGUCAGAUGAAGUAUAUCCAUGAGUUGCCAGAGAAAUAUGUAUUGAAUCGAUGA
Messenger RNA from Juglans regia (Persian walnut), 846 nucleotides. RefSeq names its product protein FAR1-RELATED SEQUENCE 6-like. Bases 1 to 846 code for a protein of 281 amino acids. The transcript has a single exon. Gene Ontology annotation, biological process: regulation of DNA-templated transcription. The record is from RefSeq and is a predicted model, not a curated record. Lineage: Eukaryota; Viridiplantae; Streptophyta; Magnoliopsida; Fagales; Juglandaceae.